AUGGAGGCGUUAGAAACCAGUAUAAAUUAUUGGGAGGACGCGUUGGCUGCGUUCUCGAUGGGGGCUCGUGGUGGGGUGACCGGAGCCCUGGCGCUAACCUCGCCCGAGGAGGCAGAGUUCUGUAGGGAGAUACAGGAUUUAUUGCAGAACGCGUAUAUGCUACAAGAGCGCUGUGAGCUGCUGUUCCUCGAUCAGCGGUCGGUGCUGUUUCGUUCGGAGAGCGGCGGCGGGGUGGAGGGUUCAGGGCGACGCACCAGGUUACUAUCCUCACACACAUCAGAAACACGCAAGGAACAUCACUCUAGCGCUGAAUCAUUCGCCUCCGCUGAAGAUCAGGUAGCGGACUUGCGUGAGUUCGACGACUUGGCUGAAUCAUUCCCAGAGAUUGAGAAGCUGGAACUGUACCAAGCGGCCGUUAAACAGUUGGAACAUGGCAUUCCUUGCAGGACGGUUCGUGCGGAGGUGUUGCAAUGCGGGUCGGAGGCGGAGUUCCUGUGUAAGCUACACUGCGUCCGGUCCGCGCUGGACGUCGCGCUGGGCGGGGCGGGCGGCGUGGCGGGACGCGCCUGGCUGGUAGACGCUGGGCGACAGGUCCUCACUGACCUGCUGCUGUAUGCUGAUAAGGAGCCCAAGGAGUUCCUAGUGUCGUACGAGGAGCUGGUGUCGUGGUCGUCGCAGGCGUCCAACUGGCCGGUGUUGGAGGCGGAGCUGAGCGCCAAGGGUGUGCGCGUGUUGUCGUUCUACGACGUGGUGCUCGACUACAUCCUACUGGACGCCUUCGAGGACCUCGCCGCGCCGCCCGCAUCCGUGCUGGCCGUGGUCAGGAACAGGUGGCUCUCGGACGGGUUUAAAGAGAGCGCGUUAACAACAGCCGUGUGGUCCGUCAUCAAAGCUAAGAGGCGUUACCUCCAGUACCCUGACGGGUUCAUGGCUCACUUCUAUUCUAUAUCGGAGCAUCUCCUCCCUGUACUUGUGUGGGGUUUCCUCGGACCACGGGAAAGGUUGAAGGACGUCUGUGAAACCUUCCAAGCGGAGAUAAUUGGUUUCAUAACAGACAUAUUCAGCUUCGAAAAAUCCAGAUACACGACGGUUGAAGACCUCGCCGAAGAUAUAAUGCAGCACGCGCGCACACGAGCCGCUAACAUUACUGACAAACUAGCAGAGAGAAUAUAA
Molecule: messenger RNA, 1173 nt
Organism: Danaus chrysippus (African queen)
Lineage: Eukaryota; Metazoa; Arthropoda; Insecta; Lepidoptera; Nymphalidae
Source: the annotation of a GenBank genome assembly